This is a messenger RNA of Closterium sp. Naga37s-1, 3000 nucleotides long. Lineage: Eukaryota; Viridiplantae; Streptophyta; Zygnematophyceae; Desmidiales; Closteriaceae. The record is from the annotation of a GenBank genome assembly.
AUGUUUCUCCGUUUCACUUCGCAGCUGUUCAACAAGCUAUUGGUGGCGAAUCGCGGCGAGAUCGCGUGUCGCAUACUGCGCACGGCGAAGAAGCUAGGCAUCCCCACCGUCGCCAUCUACUCCGACACCGACAUCGAGGCUCCCCAUGUCCGCCUCGCCGACGAGGCCGUCCACGUCGGCCCGUCGCCGGCGAACGAGAGCUACCGCAACGUGGAGCGCGUGAUGGAUGCCGUCAUCAAAGCCGGCGCCGACGCCGUGCAUCCGGGGUACAGCUUCCUGUCGGAGAAGCCCGAGUUCGCGGAGAAGCUCAAGGCGCAGGGCGUCACGUUCGUGGGCCCCACGCCCGAGGUCAUGCGACUCAUGAAAGACAAGACGGCAAGCAAGCACGCGGCGGUGGCGGCGGGGCUGCAGGUGCUGCCCAUCGGGGAUGCCGUUGCCUCCGAUGAGGACCACGCCGUCCAACUCGCCAACAAGGUGGGCUUCCCAGUGGUGCUCAAGUCCCUCGACCGCAACCAGUCCCAUGUGCUGCGCAUUGCCUCGAACGCGCGUGAGGUGCGGGACCACUACGACCAGUUCCAGCAGGACCUCUCGUUCGUCUCGCCUGGCGCGCACAGCCAAGUCGUCGUCGAACACUACCUGGAGAAGGCGCGGCUCAUUGAGAUUCAGAUCGUGGCCGACAAGCAUGGCGGCAUGGUGCGUGCACUCUGUGGUUCCCGGAGCGAGAGGCGUCCAUCCAGAGGCGCUACCAAAAGGUACGCUCGCCUGCUCUCCCUGGCCGUCCUCCCUCCUGUCCUUCCUUUCCGCCUCAUUCCCUUAGUCCGCCACGCUCGUGUUGCCAUCGUAAUCUCCUCCUCACCCCCCACUUCCCCAACCCCCUCCCUCCCCCGGUUUCCCCCCCUGCCCCCUCCCCCUGCACCCUCCCGCCACCGUAUGUGGGGCGGGGAGCAGCUGAUAGACGAGUCACCGAGCACGUUUGUGGACGCCGCCACGCGCAAGGCGCUGGUGGAGCAGUCCGUGGCGCUGGCACGCUCCAUCAACUACGACACCACCGGUCAGUGCCCACACCCGUGUGCUCUCCUGUGCUCCCUGCACACAGCACCUCAAAAGGCGCUGGUGCAGCGGUCGGUGGCGCUGGCGCGCUCCAUCAGCUACGACACCACCGGCACGGUGGAGUUCCUACUGAGUCAGAGCAAGGACAUCUACUUCCGAGGCAUGAGCACUCGCCUGCAUGCGGGGCACGUGGCAUCGGAGUGUGGGACGGGGGUGGACAUAGCGGGGCAUGUGGCAUCGGAGUGUGUGACGGGGGUGGAUAUCGUGGAGCUCAUGCUGAGGGCAACGGCAGGUGCACUCUUGAGUCCCCUUCCCCCCCACUCUUCCCCCCUUUUCCCCCACCCCCCUUCCCGUGCCUGUCAGGCGGGGCACGUGGCAUCGGAGUGUGUGACAGGGGUGGACAUAGCGGGGCACGUGGCAUCGGAGUGUGUGACGGGGGUGGACAUAGUGGAGCUCAUGCUGAGGGCAGCAGCGGGGCAGAAGCUCGCCGUGGCGCAGGAGCACAUUGCGGAGCCCAAGGGCUGGGCCAUUGGAGCGCGCAUCUACAGCGACAACCCUCGCAAGAACUUCCUCCCGUCGAGUGGCAAGAUCCUACGGUACAUAGAGCCCGUCAUGCAGUGCUCAAACGAGGGCAUUCUGCGCAUCGACUCGGGUGUUGCUGAGGGUGACGUCAUCAACUUCUAUUACCACCCCCUCAUGUCCAAGGUGACCACGUGGGCGCCCACACGCGAUGCGGCCAUUGACAAGAUGGAGUACGCCCUGGACCGGCACUACAUCGAGGGCAUAGAGAGCAACAUCCCCUUCCUGCGCUGCAUCGUCUCCCAUCCGGCGUUUGCAUCGGGCAACAUAACGACCAACUUCAUUCAGGACAACUUCCCUGCUGGCUUCUACAACGACCACCUCUCUCCCCGUGAAGAGGUGCGCCCCACCCCCCCCUCCCCAUGCCACGCCUGGAUGGCAGUGUCGCGGCCAUGUUUUCUCCUCAACCCUCUGCUGCAUCACCCUCUCUUCACGUGCCCACUGCCUCUCUUCACUCUCUCACCGCCCCUCCGUAUCCUUCCUCUUUCUAUCUUCCGCCUCCUAUUAUUCCUUAAACUUCUCUCACUGCUACUCCCUCCCUCCCACCCGCCCCUCCCCAACCCCCACCUUCAGAGCGAGUUGGCGGGCAUAUCAGCCUUCCUGCACGUGAUCAAGGGCGUGCGCGCCUCUGCCACCGUCACCUCCGACCGCCCGGCAGCAGACGCCACGGCAGCAGCAGCAGCGGCAACGCUGUCACAGAAGGCAGUGACGGAGAAGCUGGUGGUGUCCGUGGAUGGCCAGCAGGUGCCUGUCACCCUCACGCACUGGCCCUCCGACAAACACCCCGUGCUGCGCCGCGCUUAUCCUGCACUAACAGUCGCUGUUCCUGCGUUUGCUUGUGGUGGGGCGCAUGGGGUGUGUUGGGGCAAUCUGCUGUUCGUGUAUGUGCCUGUGGGGGGUCGCAUGGGGGGUUCGCAGAAGGUGGACGUGGCGGGGGAGGUGAUGGAGGUGGAGGAGCGCGACCCCAUCCUGAGUGGCAAGGGGCUCAUCCACAUGAGCCUGGACGGCAAGGACACCAGUGUGUGCAUCCGCCAGGAGCUGCCACGUGGCUUCUCCAUGCUCUACCACGGCAGCAUCAAGGACGAGGUGUUGGUGCAGCGAGCGGACUUAGCACCGCUGCAGAAGUUCAUGCCCAAGAAGAAGACCGACGACGUCGCCCAUCUCAUCCGCACGCCCAUGCCGGGCUCUGUCGUCAAGAUCUCCGUGCGCUACAAGCAGAAGGUGCUGCCCGGGGACGAGCUGGUGACGAUCGAGGCGAUGAAGAUGAGGAAUGUGAUUCGCGCGGAGGAGGCGGGGGUGAUCCGCGGCAUCUACGUGAAGGAGGGGCAGACCGUCAAGGUCGGCGAGAUGCUCCUCGACCUCGACGUGUAA